CGCGGUUCGAGGUGCUUUGCUUGCCCACUUGGUCUUUCGGCUCUGGAGAAAACUAAUCGUAUCGAAUCGAAUUGAAUCUGGGGAAAAUCAGUCCGAGUCCCAGCUACACAGUUCAGUUUCGCUUCCCAGUCCAACUAUAAAAGUGCGCUGCAGUCCCAGUCAAACAACUGCAUUCAGAUACAAACUAUCAAAGUCUCAAACUAUUGCCAAUUGCAUUUUCAUGAGCUAACUGUCUCGCAUCGCGUGUGAAAAGUUACAAACAGAAACAAAACAACCCAAUAACAAUUGCCAACGGUUAAUGUUAAUGUCCAGGCAAUUAUAAAAAGCAAUUCGAUUGUCUGACUUACGCAAGGCCAACUACAAUUACCAAUAAAUACGGCGAAUAAAGCAGCACAGAAAUCCCAAUUUGGAUUUAUUAAUAGCGCUGUAUAAAAAAAAAAAAACAUAAAACAACAACCGUUGCUGUAAAUAACCCAACAAAUUGCCAUCAGCAGCCAACAUGUCGAUCGCCAGUGUUCACGGUCCCCAAAUCGCCGACAUCUGCAGUCCCCUGUCGCAUCACAAUCUCGGUCUGUCUGCCUCGCUGCCAGAUCUGGUGGGCAGUCCCCUGGAGAUCAGCAUGGACAACGUGCUGACCAUCGAGGAGCUGCGCCAGCACAUGGGCUCCUGCUUCACCUGCGGCGUCUCCUGGACGGACGACCAUGUGUCCCUCGACUGCAGCGAGUGCGGUGGCUACAGCCUGGAGCGUCCCUGUCCUCUGUGCGACGGUCAGUGCGGUGUCCAGUGGAAACGUGAUUUCGCCAUGUCCCAUGCCUGCAGCCAAGCUCGCUGGGUGGGCGUGUGCAUCAGCUAUCCGGAAGUCGUGGCCGGAGUCCAGUUGCCCGUUGGAGCAAACGCUGGAGCCGCCACCUCGUGUGCCGCCGCCGCUGCGAAUCAACUGCGUCUGGCCCAGGAGCUGUGCUCCCGCCUAGAACAGCUGUCCACGUCGACGGCGAGCAAAAGCGGUCGCAUCUAGAGCGGAGUCUUCCGCAUAGUUCCUUCGACAGCCAGACUGCAAACACGCCUCCACAUCAGCCACACCCCCGCACACAGCCAUUCAUCCAGAUAGCAGAAGCAAAAGCAGAAGCAGAAGCGGAAAGCUGGAGCAGAAUCACCCCCACCUGCACACCCAAACACACAGUCUCUCACCCGUAAUUUAGGGCCUAAUUACUAAGCUUUUUAGCUGUUAGUUAUUAUUGUUGUGCAGCGUUGAGUCUUUAGUUCUUUGUUUUGCACACCAUUUUUUUUGUUUUAUGAUUUCGCCUCACCUCACCGGUUUCGUUUUCGUUCCGUUUCGUUGUGUGACUAUGCAAAUGUUUAGCAACUAAGUUAGUUCCUUUGUUUACCUUCUAAUGGCACCAUUUUGUUUGCACACAUGACCUGUUCUAUCCAGGAAAAGACUUCUUUCUGCUUAGACUUAAGCCGAGUUUAGGCAUUGCAGUGAUAACGGUGAUAUUAGCCAGAAAGAAUCGUGAGCAAAUAGUGAAUUUACAAUGAUGUAGCAAAUGUCUAACGAUAGCUAUAGCGAUAUGAGAUGAUCAUUUUUGUAUAACCCACACACACACAACAAACAGCCCGUGUAAUCGUGUAAUCGCGUAGAGAUUGUUGUUAACAAUUAGUUAGUUGUUGCUUUCUGCCUUGUGUCAAAGCUUGUUCGAAGCGAGGAGCUCCGCGGGCACAGAUCAAAGCCAGCUGCGAUGGUGCCGGCGGAGGGCUCAGUGAGCGAAAGAAAGAAUCUUCCAAAUUGCAUAAUGCUCAACAAAGUAACUACAGGAUUGAACAGUCUCUCCAAAGGGGGAAAGUGAAAGCGCGAAAAUUAAGGAAUUAAGGAUGUGAAAACACCACGCACAA
Molecule: messenger RNA, 1890 nt
Organism: Drosophila yakuba
Lineage: Eukaryota; Metazoa; Arthropoda; Insecta; Diptera; Drosophilidae
Gene: Pino
Product: protein pinocchio
Exons: 4
Coding region: 500-1015 (171 amino acids)
Source: RefSeq, a predicted model, not a curated record